ACAUAACGUUACGAUUCAUUCUAGGUGAAAAUCUCCUUAUGUCGGGUACUGUGGGAAGCAGGUCUAGAAGAAACCCUCCCUCCGAGGAUAGCGGAGAAUAUGACUAUUGUGGCGGAAUGUUUUCAACGAAGAAUUACCAGUGUCAGGAUGACAUCAACAUCUCGUCAAGGAAACCAGCAGUUCUACAGAUCACAGUGUCUGCAUACCGACAGCUGGAUGACGAUAGCCUGGCUCCAGCACCGACAGACCUCAUGCUCGAUGACUUUGCCGAGAGCUUGCCGGACUUGGACGAUGUGGUCUACCGCUUUCAAUACAACGGCCUACUUGUGUUGAACUUGACCGUAGACAAAGACGUUGUCCUUGAAGUUGUUCCCGAGUUCGUGGAGGCUCUGCAUCGAUUAUGGAGUGCUCAUCAAACUGGCCGGCUAGAUAGGAUGCUACAGAAGACACUUGUGUCUGAGGAGCUACUGAGGUGUCUGGGUGUGGAGACUAUUGUGCUGAGGAGCUGUAUAUGCCUACAGGAUCUCUGCACGUGUUUCUUACAGAUGAUCUAUGACGAUAAUCUUCAAUCAGAUAUCCGACCAGUACAGGACUAUGUCCGGAGACACUGCCUCGUCCUGCUGGACAGCACCAAUCCUGUAGUCGCCGGGCUCAACGUCAUGUCUUCAGUACCACCUGCAUGGUCCUUCAUCCUGGCGGCAAACCUCAGAACUACAGGAGAAGACCAAGAUCAGGAAUCUGUCCACAGUGACACCGGACAGAGUCAGACACCGAAAACGGUUUGUGCUUCACCAUUGUACGAAAGGUCUAUAGAUUCCAUCAUUCAAUGCUCAACUGAACAAGCAAAAUACCCAAAAUGUAUCGAAGAAGAAGGCAACUGGAUACUGGAAAAGGAGGAACCCAAAAAGAAGACUAUUACUGGGAGUGGUGCAAAAGAGAAAAUCAAGAUCAUAGCAGGUGAGGGAACAUUUGUCACCGUGAAGGCUGUUGGAAAAGAACUGAUAAAGAAGCAGGCAGGUAGCGCGAGUGCCGCGGCGGGAAUCGGGCUCACUGCCGCCUUCGAGGGGGUGACCUUCGCCAGACGCACGGCUGGUUCUGUCAAGAAGCUGCGUGAGGAGAAGCUGUCAGGUGGACAGUUUGCAGGAGAGAUGGCGAAGCACGCAACGAAGGGGGUGUUCUCCGGAGGCGGGACCGUGGCAGGUGCCACGCUGGGACAGAUGGCGAUUCCCGUCCCGGUUCUAGGGGCGGUCAUCGGUGGCGUCAUCGGCAACAUGAUCGGGAAGGGAGCCGGGUACGUGGCCGCGGAUGUGGCCCCAGAGUUCCUGAUGAAAGAUGGGCAAAAAUGGAAGUUGCGAAAGGGUGUAGAGGAAACGAAACCAGUAGAAGGCCUAGGAAAGAUGGCAACCAUUGACAGUGGGCCCUUAGAUACAGCACAGGUGACCGCGGCAGAGACUUCCGGAGAAAGCUGAUGGUAUUUUCAAGGCAGUAAUAUGUUCUUGACAACCGCGCAAAAAACAAGAAAGCGAACUGAGGAACUUCCUUAACUUAACGUUACC
Messenger RNA from Branchiostoma floridae (Florida lancelet), 1556 nucleotides. RefSeq lists its product as uncharacterized. The record is from RefSeq and is a predicted model, not a curated record. NCBI's taxonomy places the organism in Eukaryota, Metazoa, Chordata, Leptocardii, Amphioxiformes, Branchiostomatidae. The transcript has 3 exons. Bases 39 to 1469 code for a protein of 476 amino acids.